UAGAGCGCCAAACAUUGGAAGCGGUAAAAAUGUCGAAUGUCAGGUUUAAUUAGAUUUAAUCGUGAUUUUUUACUAUAAAAUUGUAAACAAAAUGAAUAUAAAUGAUAUUGGAAAGUCGAUUUAUCAAAUUAUUAAAACGUCAUCAGCGCAAACCUUGAUAAAACUGCUGAAAUCUAUAGAUGGAUCAAAACAUUUAAUAUUGGAUGAUGAUUUGAUUUGCACCUUAGACCACAUAGCCACUAUGUCUGAAUUAAGGAAAAUUGGUGUAGAAAGAAUUUUUAAACUAGGGCCAACUGCUUUACCUGUUGAAAGUCAAAGGUGUAUUUACCUUGUAAGAUUUUCUGUGAAAUCAGUGACCUUGAUUGCAGAUCACCUGAAAGCUAAUGCUGAUUAUCUUCCUAUAGCAUAUAUUGUUUUUGUACCAAGAAAAGUAAAUAUUUUGCUGUUAAUUUAAAUUAUAUA
Messenger RNA from Centruroides sculpturatus (bark scorpion), 462 nucleotides. RefSeq lists its product as uncharacterized. The coding region runs from base 92 to 454 and encodes 120 amino acids. The transcript is spliced from 4 exons. Lineage: Eukaryota; Metazoa; Arthropoda; Arachnida; Scorpiones; Buthidae. The record is from RefSeq and is a predicted model, not a curated record. Gene Ontology annotation, biological process: vesicle-mediated transport.